Messenger RNA from Rhagoletis zephyria (snowberry fruit fly), 643 nucleotides. RefSeq names its product phospholipid hydroperoxide glutathione peroxidase, mitochondrial-like. Gene Ontology annotation, molecular function: peroxidase activity. The record is from RefSeq and is a predicted model, not a curated record. Gene Ontology annotation, biological process: response to oxidative stress. Lineage: Eukaryota; Metazoa; Arthropoda; Insecta; Diptera; Tephritidae.
UGCAGUUGCAAUGAUUUACAAUAACUUACAAAAAUUUGGUCAAAUAACUGCCAAUAGAUGCAUGAAUUCCCUAAAGUUGUUGCGGUAUCAAAGACUACAACAACAACAGCGUCAAGUACAACGUUGUUUCAGUCAGUUAUGUUUUGGUCAGCAAUCAACAGCACAGCAAUCAUCGUUCAGCGAAAGUAAUUUGCCAUACGGCAAGCGGCUGUGUGUAGUGUUGUUGCCGUUGACCGGAGUUAACUGUGCCGCUGCUUCACAACUUGCACCGUCAUCGUCUACCGCCGGUGGGCACCGUUCACAAGCCGAUGAUGUCAGCAAUAUGUCAGAUCAGGACGCUAAGAAUGCCAAGUCAAUUUAUGACUUUACCGUCAAGGACACGCAUGGUAAUGAAGUUUCCUUGGAAAAAUACAAGGGAAAUGUGGUGCUAAUUGUAAAUAUUGCAUCCAAAUGUGGUUUGACCAAGAACAACUACGCCAAAUUGACCAACUUGUUGGAGAAAUACGAAUCGAAAGGUCUACGCAUUUUAAAUUUCCCAUGCAAUCAAUUCAGUUCGCAGAUGCCUGAAGCUGAUGGUGAAGAAAUGGUGUGCCACUUGCGUGACGCCAAAGCCAAUAUUGGUGAUGUAUUCCAAAAGGUGAGU